Molecule: messenger RNA, 1097 nt
Organism: Cercospora beticola
Lineage: Eukaryota; Fungi; Ascomycota; Dothideomycetes; Mycosphaerellales; Mycosphaerellaceae
Cellular component (GO): nucleus
Molecular function (GO): zinc ion binding; hydrolase activity, acting on ester bonds
Source: RefSeq, a predicted model, not a curated record
AAAGGCAAGAACACUUUACUCCUUGAUGCACAGGUUGACUGGACUGGCCAGGCAGUUCGCAGCUCGAAGGAUGCAAACAACACAGCACAAGCUAUCGCCUCCUUCUCUUUCUGAAUUGGCAGAGGUCAUAACUCCAGCACUCGAGGCCAACUUCUCAGAAGCCAAAGUCAGCGUCUCGCCAUGUCCGGACCUUCGACAAGCCCCAUACUAUCUCGCCACAGAAGGUCUAUCUGGCAAUGAGAAAGUUGCAGAUAUUGGAGGGCAACCGAAUCUAUUCCCUGAGCCUCGUCUGGAGUGCAAAUACGACAUGUUGCAAAUUGCUCAGGAGAUGCAGAUGGAGUCUAAGCAAGGCCAAUUAUUAGGUGCCGGAGCUGGACCUUUCCAUCACGUUGGCGUCAAUUCGGAAUUAGCCCCCAAUCUCAGCUGGCAGGACAACUUCGAUAAUGUCAAAAACUUGACGUACUAUACCAAAUUCGACGGUGCGGAAGGCAAGCAUGCUGCUAUCUGCGCACCGAGCCCAUCUUGUGAUUGCGCAUUGAUGAUGAACUUGUACGGAUCAAAUGGAGCACCUGGGGAUGUGCUGAAAGUCACAGCUCGGUCCAGAAAAGGCGAACAAAAGAGUUUCACCGAGUGCAUACGUCGUGCCCUGGCUGAGAAGUACGGAGACGAGCGACCGAUUAGUAUCGGCGGCAUGUUCCUGCUCAAAAAGGGCAAAGCACAUUUUCACGUCAUGCCUGGAUUCGAGGCCAAGAAUGGCCCUCCUUUCCCGGAUGCAAAGCAGCUGAACGACUGGCUGACCUACCAUGACUUUGAGGCUCCGAUCGUGUGCUUAUCGGUCUUCCAUUCAGCAGACCCUGGCAAGAAGCUCGGCCUGAGGAUGGAACAUACACAUUGCUUCACUACCGAUGGAAGCAAUCGUGGCGGCCAUUACCACUAUGAUCUACCACCAGGUGAAGGGAUUGAGGAAGUGGAAUACGAAGCAUACUUCAACACUGCCAAAACUCUAUAUCGCAUAGACAAGCCGGAGGUCACAUUAGAGAGAGAUUUACAUGAUUAACGUGAUUAACGUGAUAUUGGAACACCUAAUAGAAGUAUCG